This is a messenger RNA of Malania oleifera, 2469 nucleotides long. Its product is annotated as scarecrow-like protein 14. Gene Ontology annotation, molecular function: sequence-specific DNA binding; DNA-binding transcription factor activity. Gene Ontology annotation, biological process: regulation of DNA-templated transcription. Gene Ontology annotation, cellular component: nucleus. The record is from RefSeq and is a predicted model, not a curated record. The coding region runs from base 282 to 2342 and encodes 686 amino acids. NCBI's taxonomy places the organism in Eukaryota, Viridiplantae, Streptophyta, Magnoliopsida, Santalales, Ximeniaceae. The transcript has a single exon.
UUUGUUUUUAUUCUAUCAUUUCUCAUAAGAGCUCUCUCCUCAUUUUCCCCCAUUCUCUGUUGUCUGUUCUAAUUCUUUCUUUAUUUGUUUUACUGGCCUACCACUGCUUCCUCCACCGUCCCGUUUCUUCCAAGGUACUCUGUUUCCUUCUCCUAAUUAUUUGCUUCAGAAAUUUAUCGUUUGCAAAGAAGCAAAAGCGUAAGAUUCUUUGGGAACUUUGAUGGGGUUUUAAAGCGCACACGAUCAUGGAUCCACGCUUCGAUGUUGCUAGAAAUUGAACGAUGGGAUCAUUCAUCCCUGUUCUGGCCGGUACUCACGUUCCCGGAGAUGGAUUCAAAUCCAAAGAGAACGCCUUUGAUCUCGAUUUCCCCGCUUCCAAUUGUGAAUCCGAGGGACGCUCCGUCGGCAACGGCGAGUUUUCUGAUACCACUUUCAAGUACAUAAAGCGGAUGGUCAUUGAGGAUGAGAUAGAGCAGAUGCUGAUGGAGGACGACGACACAGAGCAUAUGGUCCUCGACCCUUUGGCUCUCAGAGCCGCCGAGAAAUCAUUCUACGAAGUUCUGGGUCUGAAGUAUCCUGCCUCACCGGCCCAUCCCACUCUCUGCAACCCUAAUAAUUUUUCCACCGAUCAUAAUAGUGGCAACAGUAAAAUUACUGCUCCCGGCGAGUCAGAUUUUCAAUCCACUUCAAAGAUGCCCUUGAGCUCUUCGGAAUGUCUCACUGGGAGUUUCGAUGGGAUCACGAACCCUUGUUCUGUAAGUAGAGUUUUUUUCCCUAAUGCUUUUACUGCGGGUGUGUCUGUAACAUUGCAGUUUAAAAAUCAAGUCGAAGAAGCUACUGCAUCCCUUCCAUUCAAAAAUUACACAAUAAUUGAUUUUGAGAAUUAUAAGCUCCUUCCAAUGUCAAAGGAUAGCAAUCCAGAGGAAGAGAAUAAUGAAAGGAAGAAUCAUCCUGGGGAGGAUAUAGAAAGAACAGAUAUAGAAGGGAGGAGUGACAAACAGUCCAUGGUUUGUGUGGAUGAGGAUGAGUUAUCGAAGAUGUUUGAUAGGGUUUUCCUCUGCCCCGACGACCGCAGGAAGCCUUUGGUGUGUACUUCUGAUGAAGUUUCACAAGAUAGAAGAGGCAAGUUAUUGAAGCAUAAUGAACUACCAUGUGGAUCCAAUGCCAGGAAGAGCGGUGGAAAGAAACGAAAGAACAGAAAUCAAGUAGUGGAUUUGAGGGCUCUCCUGGUUCUCUGUGCACGUGCUAUUGCCAUUGAUGAACGUGGGACCGUGGAUAAAUUGUUAACGGAGAUUAGGCAGCACUCUUCUCCAUUUGGUGAUGGAUAUCAAAGGUUUGCUCAUUAUUUUGCUAACGGUCUCGAGGCACGCUUGGUUGGAACUGGUUUUCAAAUUUAUACUGCUUCUAGGAUGCAGUCAUUUGCCCAUAUGUUGAAAAUUUACCAAACUUUUAUUUCAGCAUGCCCGUUCAAGAGGAUUAGUUUUUAUUUUGCAAGUCACCACAUUUUAAAUUUAGCUGAGAAAGGGACGACCCUUCAUAUUAUCGAUUUUGGUAUCUCGUACGGUUUUCAAUGGCCCAUAGUUAUCCAAGAUCUCUCGGCUAGACCUGGUGGGCCUCCCAAGCUUCGUAUUACAGGGAUAGAGUUUCCCAAAUCCGGUUUACAGCCAGAAAAAACAGUUGAGGAAGCAGGCCAUCAUCUUGUAAAGUAUUGUAAGCGCUUUAACGUUUCAUUCGAGUAUAAUGCUGUCGUGAAAAAAUGGGAGACUAUACAAAUGGAAGACCUCAAGAUUGGCAAAAAUGAGUUAAUUGUUGUGAAUUGCCUAUAUCGACUUGAUUAUCUACUUGAUGAGACGAGUGUGUUGGACUCUCCGAGAAAUUCAGUUUUGAGUUUGAUUCGAAAUAUAAAUCCACAUAUUUUUAUCCAUGGUAUAAUUAAUGGAUCAUGCAAUGCUCCAUUCUUUGUCACACGUUUUCAGGAGGCACUUUUUCACUACUCAUCAUUAUUUGAUAUGUUGGACGCUAAUAUUACACCUGAAAAUCAGGAGAGGUUGAUGUUUGAGAAAGAGUUCUAUGGGCAGGAAGUUGUGAAUGUCUUGGCCUGUGAGGGAUCGGAGAGGGUUGUGAGGCCUUUGACAUACAAAUAUUGGCAGGUCCAAAACAUGAAUGCAGGGUUUAGGCAACUCCCACUAGAUAGAGAACUCGUGAAGACAUUGAGAGCUAAGGUGGAAUCUCACUAUCAUAAGGAUUUUGUGAUUGAUGAAGAUGGGCCUUGGAUGCUACAGGGAUGGAAGGGCCGAAUUUUGCUUGCCACCUCUUGUUGGAUUCCUGCACAAAGGUCUUGAAAUGCAUUUCUCAAAAUAACUCUAUUGGAAAAUUAUUGAAAUCUUCUGGAACAUUGGAAUCAUAACUUUUGCUUCAUUGUUGCAUCUUGAGGAAGAUUGAGAAGGUAACAACAACAGUAUUUUGUGA